Vitrella brassicaformis is the source of this 1603-nucleotide messenger RNA. Lineage: Eukaryota; Vitrellaceae. The record is from the annotation of a GenBank genome assembly.
CUCGUUUCAGGGCCCGACAGAUACAAUGUCGGCGGGGGCGGAUGCAGGGCCGCUUGCACAGCUCCAGAGCAUCGGCACCAUCAUUCUCAAUGGCAAUCCUGCUCAGACCAAAGAAGACGUUGACCGACUGAGGGUAAGUACAACUACCUCACACACGGCCGAUGACCUCACACACAGGUGCUUUCCUCUUCUUGCCUUCAGGGUGUGCUGUGGUCUCGUGGCUGCCGCCGGUCAAUGACACAUCUGACCCUGCUGCUGGACUUCCGCGACAUAGACUCGAGUGUCCUUCCCGUGGUGCAGUCCCUGGAGCAGCUGCACGAGGCGUGCUGCCGGCCAGACGCCCCCUUCAUCUUCGAGGAGGACUCGCCCAGCGCGGCCAACGCCAACAGCAUGCACCUGAGCUUGUCGCUCUUCUACGGCGAUGACUUCCCCCGCAACCCCUCGGCCCUCUUCAAGCAGACCAUCCAGCAGCUGGCACGGCAGGCCAACGAGAUCUACUUCGCCAUGGCGCAACACGAGAUCAACAACACCGUGGACAAUCCCAGCAAAGCGGCCAUCGACGUGGCCUCCAGCCUGUCCUUCGAGCGCGCCGAGAGGGUGACGGUGUGCGUCUUCACCUACCCCCCUCCCCCUCCCACCACACCCUGCCCCCACCCCGCCAUCAUCGACCACCUCAGGCCAUUCCCAAAGGCCACCCAAUUAGACAUCACCGGCAGGCUGGCUGCGACUGCGGGCCGUCUGCUGGCCGCCCGGAUGGCGACCCAAGUGGCGAAAGUGACCAUCAGCGGAUUCCCCACCGGUGAGGCGCUGGGCAUCGUGGGCGAGCUGGGUAGCGAGAGGGUCGUGGAGGAGGUAUCGAUCCACAGGGGGAGUCCGCGGCAGGUGUCCUUCCCCUUGGCCGCCGACUUGCCGACGAUUAGCCAGCUGUGUUUCAGUGCACAUGGUGGGUGAAAAAAGGCAAUCAAGACAGGCUCCUUCUUUGGUCUCGUUCGUCCAUCGCUGUCGUGUGUGUGUGUGUGUGUGUGUGCAGUGCUGUCAGGUGAUGUCCAGGCCGAGUUCCCGUCCGCACUCUCGGGUCUGUUCCAGCACGUCCCGGGUCUGCAGCGUGUGGCCCUGUCAUUCGACAACCACUCCCCAGCGGCCAUCCAUUCCGCCUUCCCCGACGGCUCGACGAUCGGACAUUUCCCCGUGACAGUGGAGGAGCGGUCUGGGUGCCCUGUCGUGAUGGUCUCCCGUGACGCGUCGUAGACACGUACGACACACAGUAAUGGAGAGCCUUUUCGACCAUUGUCUGCCUGCCUGUCUGUCUGUCUGUCUGUCUGUUUGGUCAGGUUAGUCGCGUUGGCCUGCGUUGGGACUCGAGCGGCCGACAGAGUAGGGACGCGAUAGCUAGAUACAUCUGGGCUGUUUGAGUUGAGACGGCAGCUGGGGUGGCUGCCAAGACCUAGUUGACCUGGUUAGCCUGGCUGCUGUGUGCAUACUUACAUCCUCACUGACUCUCAAGGGGCAGGGAGGGACGGGACGGGCAGACUCGUGCGUGUCGAAUGGCGAGGUGGACAGACGCGUGGAUGUAUGUCAUCCAUUCAAUUGAAUCGAGUCGUCG